Messenger RNA from Symphalangus syndactylus (siamang), 15217 nucleotides. It is a transcript of the gene PTEN, whose product is annotated as phosphatase and tensin homolog. Gene Ontology annotation, molecular function: phosphatidylinositol-3,4,5-trisphosphate 3-phosphatase activity; protein tyrosine phosphatase activity; phosphatidylinositol-3,4-bisphosphate 3-phosphatase activity. Gene Ontology annotation, biological process: negative regulation of cell population proliferation; phosphatidylinositol dephosphorylation; regulation of phosphatidylinositol 3-kinase/protein kinase B signal transduction. Gene Ontology annotation, cellular component: plasma membrane; nucleus; cell projection. The record is from RefSeq and is a predicted model, not a curated record. Lineage: Eukaryota; Metazoa; Chordata; Mammalia; Primates; Hylobatidae.
UGUCACUCUCUUAGAACGUGGGAGUAGACGGAUGCGAAAAUGUCCGUAGUUUGGGUGACUAUAAUAUUUAACCCUGGUCAGGUUGCUAGGUCAUAUAUUUUGUGUUUCUUUUCAGUGUAUUCAACCUAGGAUGUGUUUGGCUAGAUGGAACUCUUGACUGGUUGCAAGUGUCAAGCCACCGAUUGCUUUCUUAGGCUAUAUGGUCUCUUCCUGAGGGCUAUUGUCCGUUAAUACAGAAUACAGUACACUGUUAGUGGAUUAGCGAGCUCGGUAAUCCGGUCUCCUAAAUGAACAAAAAAGUAGAGGCUUUUGAGGUUGAGCAUAUUUCGAUUAAAUCUUGGCUUAGGCCCUAGAUCAAGGGUUUAGAUCAGAAUAAAAUGAAAAUUAGUGUUGCACGUACGCAUAUUGCAUCAGAAUCUUGCAGUGAUUGUUUUAGUUUCCUGAGUUGCAUUGAUAGAGUCUUUUAAAAUAUGACUGAUUUGCAUAACUUUAGAAGCAGAAUCAUUUUCCGUAUAUGUGGUGCACAUUGAGGGCAAAAAGUAGUUUUGUUAAUGUUUAAACUUGUUACUUACAACUUUGAACUGUAUUUAGAAGUUUUGUAGUUUGAAAUCAAUAGUGCCAUAAUAUACCUUAUAAGGCGUUCUUACUAGACCCUUGUUAUAUUUACCUUUUUCUCUCCCUAUGGGGUGAUGUAGGAUAGUGCUUGAAAUCUGCACUUCAGUAGCAUUUAAUGUUCAGUGCUCUUGUCAUAAACAUAGAAUGGAUAUUGAGUAGUUUUUGAUCCCAGAUGAUAAUGUGUAGGUUCAAGGGUAUUGUGUGUGGCAAGUGAAGAUUGCAGAGAUAAAACUUCAGUUCAUGCUUGAAAUUUAAGUGUUGUUGUGAUGCCAGAAUUGCUGCUCACCGUUUUUAGGUUUCAGGUCCUCUGACACCUUUUGGUAUUGCUAAUUUUACUGAUUUGUGUAGAAUGUCAGGUGUAUUUUACCAGCUAAUAUCUAGAAAUGCUGGCAAGAGGGGUUUACUCCAGCUUUAGAUUGUAGGUAUGUUAGCUUUUUUCAUACCGUGUAUUAAAUUUACUGAGUCAGCUUGCUGAAUAAGACAGAAAGCCCAAGAAUUUUAACAGUGUGUAGCUUUAGUUGUCUAAAAGUUAGGCCUUCGGGCUUCAAAAGUUAGUGGUCAUCGAAAACCAUUAAUCUUUGCAGUUUCAGGUACAACAGACUGGUUUUGAAUAGGGAUGCGGAUGGGGCCGUCUUUUUGCAGAAUGGAAAGUAUUGACAGGAAUUGAGAGCUAUUGGUAGGCCAGUGUAUAAGGUAUGUGAAAACAGAAUUAAGUUAUUGGUCUGAAGUGACUGAAGCAUUUAGGCUCUUUCAAGGCCUAAAAUUUGGUAAUAUGAGUUUGGUAAUGCGAAUUGUGGCAGUGGACAAUAUUUAGUUAAAAUUAUGUAAUUGCAUAAGUACUAGCACAGUAUUUUUAAUAAAAAUUAUUUCUUAGCAAAUAUCAGUUGCAUUUUGUCUAAAGGUAGAGUGACACUACAGUGUCUAUAUGUCCUGCUAAAAACUGUGGGGAAUAUUUUUUUUUAAGACAACGUUUAUAUCAGGAGAGGUUUUAUUCCCUUGGAUUAUGUUAGCUGCAUAUAAAUGUGCACAGUUAAUUUUGCCCAAGUUUUUGUUUUGAAAUGAAUAUAAAACUUAAGAAGUAGCUUCCCAAAAUUUAGUUUUCUGUUAAGUCAAAAAUAUUAUUUUAAAAGAGUAUUUGCAAAUUUUGAAGUUGGCAUUAAUUGAAAAUGUUACUAAGGCUAAACUGGACCCGCUUGCCUAGAAGAUAAUUAUGGAAAAAUUCUUUUGUGACUUCCAAAGCAGUCUACUAUUAGCAUGAAUUACUGACAGUCAUCCAAAUAUAUAGGAACAAAAAAUUAAAUGUUUAUGUAACUUUGAAAAAAAAGCCUCUGAGAAAAUAAUUGAAUGCUGUCUGGGAGACAGAUUUCUUUCAGCACUUAAAGUACAUACACACUACUUUUACUUUUCCCACUUGAUUUAAAAUUAUCAGGGUUAUUAAGACCUUAAAAUUAUUUUACCAGGUUUUUACAUGUGAGCUGUGACAUGACUGGCAUUUUCUUUGAUUUCAGCGUAUGUGGGUCUCUACACAUGAAAUUUAUGUGACUUAAAACUUUCUCUAAAACUGUACUUUUAGUUAUGAUAUGCAUAGAAAGCAGUAUCAAAUAUUGCGUCAAAUGACUAAUAACACUUAAUUUCUAGAGUUGUGGUUUUAUUGAGCCAAAAGUUGAUAUGAAAAAAAGUCAGUAAGGAAAGUCAGUGAAGUGCUUGCUUUUUUGGUAAUUGCUCUCCCAAUAAUUUUGAUAUUGCAACGUACUUGGUUUGCUUGUUUUCACAUUAGUGUUUUCUGUUUAUUGGGGUGGGAAGGCAUUAAAAUGGUCAUUGAAGACUUUGUCUUUGACAUGUUGUAGUAUUUAUUUCAGCAACUAACCUGUGAAAAGUUAAAUUCCUUUAUGAAAGUAGUGAUUGGAGUAUUUUUAUCUGAUAAAGAAAGAUUAGUAAUGAAGUUAUUUCUCCGAGGAAAAUUGAGGACAAUAAUUCAGUUUUAAAAUAUUAUCGCAUUAUCGUAAAAUUAAAUUAUUCUAAAAAUUUGUUAGUAGGGUUAUAUACUUAAUAUUAGUCUGAAAUAUAGUGCUGAAUUUGAGACUAUAGAAAAAUUUAGUGUAUUUAGGGUAUGUGGAAACUUUAGUCUUCUGUUGUAUUUUCAUUGUUUGGUAGAUUUGCCUCUUUUCAAAUAAAUCUUCACAGGGAAUACUUUUAACUUGUAGAGAGUACAGUGACUAUUGAAGUUACCUAAAUUACCUCAAGGUAAGUGAUUACUGAAAUUAAUCAUGAGGGUUUUAAAAAAUAUUUUAUUCACAACAUUUAUUUUACAUUGUUUUGUAUCUGCUAAGUUAUAUUUCCUGAAAAACAUAACUGGACCACCUAAUUGCUAUAUGAUAACUUACAAACUUCAUUUUUCAUAGUGCUUAUUCAAGUGUAAAGCACAACUGAAAGGAGUAAUGUACAGUUUAUAUGAGGAAAAAGGAAUUUUAUUGCUGCCAGUGUAAAAGUUUGCACAGCAGUAUAGUCAUCAAUGCAGAUUUACAUUGCUUAUAAUAUACUAAGUAAAUACUAAAUGAUUAAAGAUAAUAAAAUAUGGUGAGGUAUAACCACCUUCAUUUUAAACUUAGUUUUAGAACAUAGUAAAGAAAGGUUGCUUUAUUACCUUUUUAGAAUUUUAUUUUUAAUAACAUGGGAAAGGCAACUGGUGAUAUUUUAAUUUUUGUAUGGAACAGUGUAUCUGCUUUCUCAUAGCCACAUAAAAUACAUAAACUUCUUAGUGUUAUGAAAUGGCUUACUUUUUGGAAGUGAAGAAGUCUUCAAUUCUUAUUUUCUAAUGUUAUUUUGAAAUUUGCCUCCAUUUGCUGUUUUUUCAUUUGGUGAUAGCGCAACACUUAAAAAAAUAUUUUAAGCCACUUCUGAAGUAAUCGCUUCAGACUUUUAAUGGAGGAGUAUUUGUUAUGGGAAAUUCACUUCACAAAGUUUUAACAUUAAUUCACUUGAAGUAAACGUUCUAUUUUUAAAUUUUCAUCAUUCUUUUUAGUAAGACGAAAGCUUAGGAAAUCAAUUUUAUUAUUGAUACUGUGUGUGACUUCAGAGUUUGUAAAGAUAAUUGUAGAAGUGUUGCAUGCAUAUGACAAUUUUCUGCUUAAUUGAAAUGUGAGGCCUCUGCCAUACUACAGGGAUUUAGCUUCCAGAAAAUGUAGUAUUAAGAUAGCUUAAGAAAUGUAUUUUUUUUUUUCUGUAGAAACCAUUGGGUUAAACAGUUCUGAAGUUUUAUUACAUAGAACCCAUUAGUUCUUAUUCUUGUUACCUUUUUCUUCAUUUUUUCUGUUAAACUUGAUUUUCACAGUCAGCAUUGAAGAAUUCAUCUUGUGGCCCAAAUUCAUUAAGAAAAGAUGUUAGGAUUUGUUCUGAAGAUAGUGACUUAGGAAAUUUGUGAGACUGGGGUCAGUCAGUUCUGUUUUACAAUUGCUUUCUAUCUGGUAGCUUUGAAAUUAAUGCAGUUGCUUAUCAGAGAGAAUAAUGUUGAGGUUAGACUAACUUAAAUUGGUAAGGCUUUGCUGAGCAAACUGAUAACUGUAAGUCUUUUAUAGGAUGUUUUACUGCCACAUAUAUGUUCUUCCAUAGGUGAUUAAAAGUAUAUUGGUCUGUGUUUGGUGAUUCUCUUUGUACAUAUUGAAUAUAUGCAUUCACUAAUAUAAAAUAAUUUGUCAAGAAAGGUGAAAUUAGUAUAUUGUACUUGACUAUUCACCUUUCCCCUAGUUUUUCGAAUUUUUUUCAUUGGUUGCAGAGGAAGUAUUAGCAAUUUCAUUCUUUUAAAAUAGUUUGCACUGGAAUAAAUAAGUAUUGGCAAAUAUUAAUAUAAGAAGAGUAACAUAAUUUAUGGGUGAAUUAAUUUUAUUUGGGAAGUUUUAGUUCUGUGUAAUUAAGGCAGACUCUUCAUUUGCAACAGUUGACACUGGGACGUGUGGACAUCUUCAAGGUAUUAGGACAUCUUCAAGGCAUUACUUUUUGGCAAUGUUGAGAAUUUUUUUUUGAGAUGGAAUCUCACUCUAUUGCCCAGGCUGGUGUGCAGAGGCAGGAUCUUGGCUCACUGGAACCUCUGCCUCCCAGGUUCAGGCGAUUCUCCUGCCUGAACCUCCCAAGCAGCUGGGAUUACAGGUGCAUGCCACCACACCCAGCUAGUUUUUGUACUUUUAGUAGAGAUGGGGUUUCGGCCACCUUGGCCAGGCUGGUCUCAAACUCCAGACCUCAAGGGAUCUGCCUGCCUCAGCCUCCCAAAAUGCUGGGAUUACAGGCGUGACCACUGCACCCGGCCAGUGUUGAGAAUAUUGAGAGAUGGAUAUUGUAGCUGUACCUGCCAUCAAAAGAAUUUUCUUGACCUCCACAUAGUGUGAAAAAGAAGACUGUUUACGCAUUAUAUUUUAAGUAAUUAAACACAUAAUUAUUAUCAGUACUCAUCACUUCAAAUAUGAACAGUGAAUCUAACCAGUGUUUGAUUUCUGUGUGUGUGUAUGUGUAUACAAAGUUAGCAAACCUUUUAUCUUAAUAUUUAUUAAACGAAUUUUCGUUUCUUUAAAGAAAAGACUACCUUGGAGGAUAUUGUUCUAUAAUUUUUAAAUAUGGUCAGAUCUAUUUUAAAUUACAUUUAAAUUUUGAGUAUUACGUUUAUCUAUACUUUUAAGCGUAUAUACAUUGUUUCAUUUUAGAUUUUAGGGAGGCAGUGUGGGCUCUGGAGCCACACUGCUUGUUUUGUAAUCCUGGAUCUUCCAUUUAGUAGCUGGAUGACUUUGAGUAGGUUAUUUAGAUUUUCUCAAUCUAUUUUAUCUGUAAAAUGGGGAUGAUAAUGGAACCUACCGCAUACGUUUAUCUUGAAUAGUAAGUGAGAUAAUAAUAAGUCAUUCAUUUAGCAUAGUACCUGCCACAUUGUAAAUACUUAAAUGGUAGCUACUGCUCUGAAAAACUAAUUUCAGGUUAUGUAUGUAGGGAAAUUAUUUGUAUUUUCAUUUAUGGUGUAUGAUUGUAACUGAAUUUCCUCAGUUUGGGCCAUGUUAGGAUUUUAAUUGUUUCAAGUUAUAAGUGUUUUUAAAAAUAAGGGUAUUCCUUUAGGAAGUCUGGGUAUGACAUGUCUGCGAUUUUGCUGUUUCAUCACAAAUGGGAAAUAAAUUUCUGCUAACUCAAACUGUUAGCCAAAGUAAAAUUAAUUAUGCCAAUCAAAAACUAUUUGCUUUAAAAUAUAAAAGGCAAAAACUUCCUAUUAGCAUAAUGAAGUAGAAUUUUUAAACUUUGUUAUAAUCUUAAAUUUUCUUUAGUGUUGAAGAUAGGUCAACUUUUAACUAUCAUACAUUUUUAUUCAUAUAAAGUAAACCCUGCCUCAAAUGCAAUAAACUUAAUAUGAGUUAUGUAAACUUUGGUCAAUAGAGGUAUAUUUUUUAGCAUUUCCUUUUGAAAAUUUCAGCUUUUUGAGGGAGUCUUGCAACUGAACGUCAAGUUACAUUUAUUACAAUAAAAUUUACACUUAAUAUAAUCUGUAAUGCAUUAACAUAAUAUGGGAACUUUUAAAGUAUUCAAUCUCUGUAUUACUGUGUCCUAUUUUCACAUUUGGCCAGAAUUCUCAAUAUCAUUUAGGCCCAAGACGUGGGAAGAAAGAACUAAAGAACUAAAGGAUUUUUUUCUUCAUUUUUUUUUAUUGAAUAUGGGGAAAGAUGGAAUAAGCUUAUUUGUCCAGUAAAGGCCAUUAUGUGUACAUAGGGAUUAUUUUUUUUUUCCCCCUUGGGCUGUACUGAUUUCCCAGAUGUACCACAGCACUCUCAGUAGUGAAGCACUUGACUUCCAGUGAGUGGAUUUUUUUUGUGUGUGUGUUUUAUAUUGCAGAGUGAAUACACCCUGUCUGAUACUAUGUGACUGUCUGAUUAUGUGAUUUUUAUGCAUUUUAUGUGUUUUGUAAACUAGCUAUAUUUUUGGUCCAUGUCUAGAUUGUAGAAUUGAAUUGUGCAUUUUGGCAUCUGAGCACAGCUGAGUUUUCUAAAUCAAUCUCUCUCCUUGCACCUAGUUUUUGCUUUGGAUCACUACCUAAAACUUACUGUUGAUUUAAUAUUAGAGCACUUAAGCAUAGCUUUGACUUUUGUUUCCUUUGAUUUUUGUAGAUUUUCAGGCUGAAGUACAAUAAGGUUCUCUGUUCUUUACUAGUAAUUGCAAAGAUUAUAUUCUGUGAAUUUUAUUUAAUACUUUUGAUAUUUUGAAGAGGAUGUAAUUAUUUAAGGUAUUAUGAAAUGCAUUGUGAUUUGAAUUAGAUACUCUUUUGAGAUGGAGUUUUGCUCUUGUUGCCCAGGCUGGAGUGCAAUGGUGCGAUCUCGGCUCACCGCAGCCUCCGCGUCGUGGAUUCAAGCGAUUCUCUUGCCGCAGCCUCCCAAGUAGCUGGAAUUAACAGGCAUGCGCCACCAUGCCUGGCUAAUUUUAUGUUUUUUUUUUUCAGUAGAGAUGGGGUUUCUCCAUGUUGGUCAGGCUGGCCUCAAACUCUUGACCUCAGGUAAUCUGCCUGUCUCAGCCUGCCAAAGUGCUGGCAUUACAGGCAUGAGCCACCGCGCCUGGCCUCAGAUACUCUUAAUUAGAUGCAUUUAAAAAUUUAACCCACCGUUGCUGGCAUGAAUAGAUGUAUUUUUAGAGUGAUUCAUAAAUAUCAUAUACAUGUUUAAAGUUACAAACUUUUUGCUUAUUUCAAAAUGCAGGAUUCUUUUCCAUUUAAAAUUCCCUCUCUUUGUGAGACUUCUUUUUGAGUAUUCUGGUUACUCUAAACUGAUUGGAGAUGAAAUUAGAUAGAAUUGAAAACUGUACUUUUAAAAUGAAAUUUUGGGGAUGUCAUUAAGCUUGAUAUUUUAGGUUUUUUUUUUAGUGUGUAUUAUAAAUUAUUUUACACUGUCAGCGAUAAAAUGGAAUGCCUGGGAUUUUUUUAAAUUUAUUUUGUUGAUUUUUAUAAGGUAAAAACAGUGUUUUGCUAGGCUUAAUAUGACCAUGUUGUAAAAUUUAUCGUAUACCUUGAAAGAAUCAUUUAUGAAAGAUACUGAAUUAGCUAAUACAUACUCUGUCUUAUGUAGUUUUUGAUUAACAAUACACUUUUUAAAUCAUUAGCUCAUUUGAUUUUGCAAAGAACAGGUAACCUAAGAGGCAGAAAGAACAGGCAUUACUUUUCUUUUUCUUUCUUUUUUAAUUUUUUUUUUUUUUUGCACCUUAGGAAUUGUAGCUCCAGUGGAAUCAGUAUCUUGUUAAUGGCUAGUGAAAGAUUGAGUCUGAAGAAGGAUGCAGGACUUUUUUGGUACUUGGUGCAGUAUUCGUCCCAUUGUGUUACAUGAGUGGUUCUUAAACUUCAGUGUAUUAGAACAACCUGAAGGGCUUAUUAAGCUAUGGAUUGCUUGCUCCACCCUCAGAGUUUCUGAUUCAGUAGGUCUGGAUUGGGACCUGAAAAUUUUUAUUUCUUAGAAGUUUUCAAGUGAUACUGAUGCUGGUGGUCUGGGGAUCACACUUUGAGGACCACCGAUGAACAUUAUCUCCCACCAAGCAAACCCUUAACAUGUUAUGCUCCUUUAGGUUAUUAGAGUUUAUACAUGCAUUAUUUCAUUUGACCUGUAAACUCUAAGUAGCUUUGCAUGGAAAAUGUUAUCCUGAUUUUAUAGAUGAGAUAGUGAGUUUAGAAAGGCAGUAUGGUGGAAUGGAGCAUAGAUUUGGAGUUGGCUAGACCUAAAGUCCAGAUUAAAUCUUUGCUCAAGGCUGGGCGUGGUGGCUCACGCCUGUAAUCCCAGUGCUUUGGGAGGCCAACGUUGGUAGAUUGCUUGAGUCCAGAAGUUCGAGACCAGUCUGGGCAACAUAGGGACACCCUGUCUCUACAAAAAAAAAUACAAAAAUUAGUUGGGUGUUGUAGUGCGCACUGGUAGUCCCAGCUACUGAGGAGGCUGAGGUGGGAUCACCUGAGACUGGGACUUUGAGGCUGCAUUGAGCUGUGAUUGGGACACUGUACUCCAGCCUGGGUGACAGAGUGAGACCCUCUCUCAAAAAUAAAUAAAUAAAUACAUCCCUGCUCAGCCACUUAUCAGUUAUGUAGAUAACACUGCCUAACCUUACUGAACCCUGUUUCGACAACUCCAAAAUGGGAGUAAAAAUCCUACACUUGUACAGUGGUUUUUUAGGUUUGUUAAAAGUAUAGGUGAGGUUUUUUUCAGAGUAUUGGUUGCCAUCUGGGAGUGAUCCCCUUUUCACCUCCUCUAGGACUUUUAGCAUUUUCUGGAGACAUUUUGGUGGUCACAGCUGGGGUGGUAGAUUGUGCUAUUGGCUAGGGGCUUGAAGCCAGUGAUGCUGCUUAACAUCUUAUAUGGCACAAGACCCCUCCCCGUCAACAAAGAAUUAUCUAGCCCAAAAUGCUGUGUAAAAUCUCUGGUAUAUAAUAAGUGUAAUAUUUGAUGAAAAUGAGUACCUUUGCCCCCAGUUUUGAUAUUUAAGAUGGUCAACUUACUAAAUCAGUGAUGGAGUUAGUCCUAACAUCUGGGUUUUCUGACUGCUGCUAGGCCAGUAUUCUUUAUAUUAUAAUAAGAACUUUGUCCACAGAAGAUAUCCCUAAUAACAAAAAAGGUUUAUUUGAAGAGGACUCAUGUGUUCUUCAGCUGAUUGUGAAAGUGUUGCUUUGAACUUCUGUUAGAAAAGGUUGAAGAUGUUUUCCAUAAGCGUUUUUAAUACUGUACGUAGUAUUCAGAAGGAUGUUUAAAUUUUUUUUUAAGUUUUGCUAGUAGUUUUUAAAGUAAUCCUUUUUCCUUUAAUUAUGUAGUUGUUGAACUGUUGGGAGUUACUUUUCUCUUACUGUUUUGUUAUUUAAUGUAUUCUUUGACCUUAUGCUUUUUUAUUCUAAAGCUGCUUUUAUUAUAGUCAGAUAUGAUGAAGUUAAAUGUACAAUGUAAAAUUGCAAACUUCCAACGAGCUAUACAAACUUAAAUAUUUUCUAGGUAAAGAAAAUAGGGCUGACUCUAAGGUUCUCUGAUCCAUGUGUUGCAUUCUUUUCUAGGCCCUAAAUUUGCUAUGCCAGCCUGUUGAAUGAAAGUGCUUUAUUUAUCUAAAUUAGAAACUUGUAUUAAAGUGAAGUUUUAGAAAAAAAGAAACAAAAACGGAAUGUAGUUUUAGGUUAGCCCAGAGAUGGGAAGAUGCCAAGGGGGUAGCUUUAGUGCAUUCUGAAUUUUUUGAUUUUGUUUUGUUUUUAGGGCAGGCAAAUAUAAUUACGAAAGUGUUCUAGGAAUAGAUUGCUGUGAUUUUUUUUCUGUUUGCUUGAUUUUACAAUUUUCUUUGCCUCUCACUUUUGAAUGCAGAAUAAAAUGUCAAGGCCUUAUUUCUUUUAAAUUCUUAAGAAAUUUAAGAUUUGACUGUUAAUUCUUUUUGAAAUACAGGGGAUAUUUUGAGAUACCAAUUAUUUAAGACAAAUAGGACUCAUUGUUACAAUUCAGUUGAAUAAGGCUUAUGAUGUUUAUUUCAGUAUAUGAAUGAAAACUCUAUGUGCUUAUUGUACUUAAGAAAAUUUCUUUUAUUAAAAACAUGACUAAAGAGAAUUUUAAAAAUCACCCAUUGUCCUACUUCUCUAAAACUUAAUGUUUUCAUAUUAGCUUCCAGUUUUGUUCAUAUGCAUAUACUUUAAAACCUAGUUCAUGGUGAACUUAAGAUGGUGUUCUUUUUAAAAAAUAAUUUCCAUUGCACUUUGUUGUUGCCUUAAUUAAAUGGUGAAAUCAUCAGAAAUAUUUAUUUUCCUAUACUUAUACACUUAUUAAGCUUGUUGCCAUUUUUUUUAUUUUCUGAUUUUUUAAGUGGAUUUAAGAUAACCUAAACAUAGAGAAGAUUUUCAUGGUUUUGAUUCAUGAAAUCAUAAUGUUAUACAAACCUAACUGAAGUGUUAGAGCCUUGAAGCAUUUUCCCCCUGAAUUACAUAUGGUAACUCUACUUGUAUUUAAUACUGAAAGUAUAUUUUACUUAUUUAAGUGAGACAAAGUAAAAUUUAGCUGAAUACUUUAGAUCUAUCAAUUUCCUUUUCCUGUUACAAGAACAUUACAUUGUGUUGAAAUUAAAGUGGAUAUAGAAGGUAAUUAGAAUAAACUGCCGCAUCAUUUUUAUAGUAAAGUGGUAAUAACACUAUUGCUUUCUGUUUUUUUUAAUCAGAAGGAGUAUUGGCUUGUAAUGAUGUUACUGUUCCCCGAAGCAUAUUUUGAAUGAUACGGUUUAUAUUUGCACAGUUGCCCAGGUUUUUGGAUUCAAAGCAUAAAAACCAUUACAAGAUAUACAAUCUUUGUGCUGAAAGACAUUAUGACACCGCCAAAUUUAAUUGCAGAGUUGCACAAUAUCCUUUUGAAGACCAUAACCCACCACAGCUAGAACUUAUCAAACCCUUUUGUGAAGAUCUUGACCAAUGGCUAAGUGAAGAUGACAAUCAUGUUGCAGCAAUUCACUGUAAAGCUGGAAAGGGACGAACUGGUGUAAUGAUUUGUGCAUAUUUAUUACAUCGGGGCAAAUUUUUAAAGGCACAAGAGGCCCUAGAUUUCUAUGGGGAAGUAAGGACCAGAGACAAAAAGGGAGUAACUAUUCCCAGUCAGAGGCGCUAUGUGUAUUAUUAUAGCUACCUGUUAAAGAAUCAUCUGGAUUAUAGACCAGUGGCACUGUUGUUUCACAAGAUGAUGUUUGAAACUAUUCCAAUGUUCAGUGGCGGAACUUGCAAUCCUCAGUUUGUGGUCUGCCAGCUAAAGGUGAAGAUAUAUUCCUCCAAUUCAGGACCCACACGACGGGAAGACAAGUUCAUGUACUUUGAGUUCCCUCAGCCGUUACCUGUGUGUGGUGAUAUCAAAGUAGAGUUCUUCCACAAACAGAACAAGAUGCUAAAAAAGGACAAAAUGUUUCACUUUUGGGUAAAUACAUUCUUCAUACCAGGACCAGAGGAAACCUCAGAAAAAGUAGAAAAUGGAAGUCUAUGUGAUCAAGAAAUUGAUAGCAUUUGCAGUAUAGAGCGUGCAGAUAAUGACAAGGAAUAUCUAGUACUUACUUUAACAAAAAAUGAUCUUGACAAAGCAAAUAAAGACAAAGCCAACCGAUACUUUUCUCCAAAUUUUAAGGUGAAGCUGUACUUCACAAAAACAGUAGAGGAGCCGUCAAAUCCAGAGGCUAGCAGUUCAACUUCUGUAACACCAGAUGUUAGUGACAAUGAACCUGAUCAUUAUAGAUAUUCUGACACCACUGACUCUGAUCCAGAGAAUGAACCUUUUGAUGAAGAUCAGCAUACACAAAUUACAAAAGUCUGAAUUUUUUUUUAUCAAGAGGGAUAAAACACCAUGAAAACAAACUUGAAUAAACUGAAAAUGGACCUUUUUUUUUUUAAUGGCAAUAGGACAUUGUGUCAGAUUACCAGUUAUAGGAACAAUUCUCUUUUCCUGACCAAUCUUGUUUUACCCUAUACAUCCACAGGGUUUUGACACUUGUUGUCCAGUUGAAAAAAGGUUGUGUAGCUGUGUCAUGUAUAUACCUUUUUGUGUCAAAAGGACAUUUAAAAUUCAAUUAGGAUUAAUAAAGAUGGCACUUUCCCAUUUUAUUCCAGUUUUAUAAAAAGUGGAGACAGACUGAUGUGUAUACGUAGGAAUUUCUUCCUUUUGUGUUCUGUCACCAACUGAAGUGGCUAAAGAGCUUUGUGAUAUACUGGUUCACAUCCUACCCCUUUGCACUUGUGGCAACAGAUAAGUUUGCAGUUGGCUAAGAGAAGUUUCUGGAGGGUUUUGCUACAUUCUAAUGCAUGUAUUCGGGUUAGGGGAAUGGAGGGAAUGCUCAGAAAGGAAAUAAUUUUAUGCUGGACUCUGGACCAUAUACCAUCUCCAGCUAUUUACACACACCUUUCUUUAGCAUGCUACAGUUAUUAAUCUGGACAUUCGAGGAAUUGGCCGCUGUCACUGCUUGUUGUUUGCGCAUUUUUUUUUUUAAAGCAUAUUGGUGCUAGAAAAGGCAGCUAAAGGAAGUGAAUCUGUAUUGGGGUACAGGAAUGAACCUUCUGCAACAUCUUAAGAUCCACAAAUGAAGGGAUAUAAAAAUAAUGUCAUAGGUAAGAAACACAGCAACAAUGACUUAACCAUAUAAAUGUGGAGGCUAUCAACAAAGAAUGGGCUUGAAACAUUAUAAAAAUUGACAAUGAUUUAUUAAAUAUGUUUUCUCAAUUGUAACGACUUCUCCAUCUCCUGUGUAAUCAAGGCCAGUGCUAAAAGUCAGAUGCUAUUAGUACCUACAUCAGUCAACAACUUACACUUAUUUUACUAGUUUUCAAUCAUAUACCUGCUGUGGAUGCUUCAUGUGCUGCCUGCAAGCUUCUUUUUUCUCAUUAAAUAUAAAAUAUUUUGUAAUGCUGCACAGAAAUUUUCAAUUUGAGAUUCUACAGUAAGCGUUUUUUUCUUUGAAGAUUUAUGAUGCACUUAUUCAAUAGCUGUCAGCCGUUCCACCCUUUUGACCUUACACAUUCUAUUACAAUGAGUUUUGCAGUUUUGCACAUUUUUUAAAUGUCAUUAACUGUUAGGGAAUUUUACUUGAAUACUGAAUACAUAUAAUGUUUAUAUUAAAAAGGACAUUUGUGUUAAAAAGGAAAUUAGAGUUGCAGUAAACUUUCAAUGCUGCACACACAAAAAAGACAUUUGAUUUUUCAGUAGAAAUUGUCCUACAUGUGCUUUAUUGAUUUGCUAUUGAAAGAAUAGGGUUUUGUUUUGUUUUGUUUUGUUUUUUUUUAAUGUGCAGUGUUGAAUCAUUUCUUCAUAGUGCUCCCCCGAGUUGGGACUAGGGCUUCAAUUUCACUUCUUAAAAAGAAUCAUUAUAUAUUUGAUAUGCCCAGACUGCAUAUGAUUUUAAGCGGAGUACAACUACUAUUGUAAAGCUAAUGUGAAGAUACUAUUAAAAAGGAUUUUUUUUCCAGAAAUUUGGUGUCUUCAAAUUAUACCUUCACCUUGGCAUUUGAAUAUCCAGCCAUUAUAUUUCUUAAUGAUAUAAAAUUCCAUUUUCAAUAACUUAUUGGUGCUGAAAUUGUUCACUAGCUGUGGUCUGACCUAGUUAAUUUACAAAUUCAGAUUGAAUAGGACCUACUAGAGCAGCAUUUAUAGUUUGAUGGCAAAUAGAUUAGGCAGAACUUCAUCUAAAAUAUUCUUAGUAAAUAAUGUUGACAUGUUUUACAUACCUUGUCAGUUUCAUUCAACAAUUUUUAAAUUUUUAACAAAGCUCUUAGGAUUUACACAUUUAUAUUUAAACAUUGAUAUAUAGAGUAUUGAUUGAUUGCUCAUAAGUUAAAUUGGUAAAGUUAGAGACAAUUAUUCCUAACACCUCACCAUUGAAAUUUAUAUGCCACCUUGUCUUUCAUAAAAGCUGAAAAUUGUUACCUAAAAUGAGAAUCAACUUCAUGUUUUGAAGAUAGUUAUAAAUAUUGUUCUUUGUUACAAUUUUGGGCACCGCAUACUAAAACGUAACUUUUAUUGUUCCAAUAUGUAACAUGGAGGGCCAGGUCAUAAAUAAUGACAUUAUAAUGGGCUUUUGCACUGUUAUUAUUUUUCCUUUGGAAUGUGAAGGUCUGAAUGAGGGUUUUGAUUUUGAAUGUUUCAAUGUUUUUGAGAAGCCUUGCUUACAUUUUAUGGUGUAGUCAUUGGAAAUGGAAAAAUGGCAUUAUAUAUAUUAUAUAUAUAAAUAUAUAUUAUACAUACUCUCCUUACUUUAUUUCAGUUACCAUCCCCAUAGAAUUUGACAAGAAUUGCUAUGACUGAAAGGUUUUCGAGUCCUAAUUAAAACUUUAUUUAUGGCAGUAUUCAUAAUUAGCCUGAAAUGCAUUCUGUAGGUAAUCUCUGAGUUUCUGGAAUGUUUUCUUAGACUUUUUGGAUGUGCAGCAGCUUACAUGUCUGAAGUUACUUGAAGGCAUCACUUUUAAGAAAGCUUACAGUUGGGCCCUGUACCAUCCCAAGUCCUUUGUAGCUCCUCUUGAACAUGUUUGCCAUACUUUUAAAAGGGUAGUUGAAUAAAUAGCGUCACCAUUCUUUGCUGUGGCACAGGCUAUAAACUUAAGUGGAGUUUACCGGCAGCAUCAAAUGUUUCAGCUUUAAAAAAUAAAAGUAGGGUACAAGUUUAAUGUUUAGUUCUAGAAAUUUUGUGCAAUAUGUUCAUAACGAUGGCUGUGGUUGCCACAAAGUGCCUCGUUUACCUUUAAAUACUGUUAAUGUGUCAUGCAUGCAGAUGGAAGGGGUGGAACUGUGCACUAAAGUGGGGGCUUUAACUGUAGUGUUUGGCAGAGUUGCCUUCUACCUGCCAGUUCAAAAGUUCAAGUUCAACCUGUUUUCAUAUAGAAUAUAUAUACUAAAAAAUUUCAGUCUGUUAAACAGCCUUACUCUGAUUCAGCCUCUUCAGAUACUCUUGUGCUGUGCAGCAGUGGCUCUGUGUGUAAAUGCUAUGCACUGAGGAUACACAAAAAUACCAAUAUGAUGUGUACAGGAUAAUGCCUCAUCCCAAUCAGAUGUCCAUUUGUUAUUGUGUUUGUUAACAACCCUUUAUCUCUUAGUGUUAUAAACUCCACUUAAAACUGAUUAAAGUCUCAUUCUUGUCA